Messenger RNA from Doryrhamphus excisus (bluestripe pipefish), 5124 nucleotides. Lineage: Eukaryota; Metazoa; Chordata; Actinopteri; Syngnathiformes; Syngnathidae. The record is from RefSeq and is a predicted model, not a curated record.
AGGUGACAGCGCGAUGUGGUUCUUGCUAAGCCUGCUAGCUUAUUAGCCAAGUAAGCUAGCAAAUCGCCUUAGCGUUUGACAAGCACAAUAUUGACUUGGCAGCGACCCAAACGGACAAAUGUCGUUAAAUAACGCAACAAGGGAGCGAAGAUAUAACCGAGAGUGAACAAGUUGGCGUUUAAGCGGGUCAACGUCAAGUGUUUAGCCGACUUAAUUCAUUGCAGAACGCUAAACAGGCGCAUGGCAACGUUGUAAGCGGACGUCACUCGAAUAUUCCACGCAUGUUUCAGUCUAUUUAAGUUACCGCAGUGAUGGCCACUUACAUGCCAGAUGGCGAAGAAGAUGAGCGCCGCCGUGAGCAGUAACGCCAGCAUGUAACAAAAGGCCGCGAACGUGAACGCCAUUUUUUGUCGUCGUCUUCUUCCUCCUCCUCCACUGGGUCAGCUCUUCUGGUGGUGAUGAUGACGGAUUUGAGGUUAGCCCCAGAAAUCUGUCUUCUUCUCCGGCGUAUUCCGUUAGCCAUAUAUAACACUCCCUCGUGCGUCGCCUUACCGCCAUCUUGUGGACUCCACUACACGGACUCCAUUUUGUGACUGUGCUGGAUGAUGUAAUGACAUUUUUGACAAAAAUUGGCUUUGGUGCAUCAGCAAAAAAUUCAGCCAGCGAGAAGCCUAAAACGAGACAGGAAGGAGUCGACGGCGUCUAAAUCAGGUCUGCUUCAGGAGAAGGGCAACAGCGGCAGGGCAACAGUGGCAGGGUGUCCCCCCCACCCCACCCCACCCCACCCCCGCAGGAACAUCUGCGUUGCACAAUCCGGGCUUCCUUUUAGCGGAAGAAGGCCAGUUUCUCUCGGAGCCACUCCUCCGUCAGGUCCUCCGUGUUUCGGAUCUCAAACACCUGCAGGGGCAACAUUUAGCGGUGGCGGGUUAAUAACACGAUUUUAAAAAUACGACGAUUAAAUGCGAUUAUUUCUGAGUGUGAUUGACUGUGGCGAUCAAAUAUCGAAUAUACAUAUCUCAUUAGGUUUUGGUUGCUAGCAAUGUAAAAAUUAAAAUAUAUAAUCUAAAUAAUAUAGAUAAAAAUGUAUUUACAUCUGCGAUUAAAUGCGAUUAUUUCUAAGUGUGACUGACUGUGGCAAAAAUGUAAUUAAUCGUGAUCAAAUAUGGUAAUCGAUUUUACAUAUCAUUAGGUUUUGGUUGCUAGCAGUGUAAAAAUUAAUAUAUUUAUAAUUAACAAUAAUAGAUAAAAAUUUAUUUCCAUCUGCGAUUAAAUGCGAUUAUUUCUGAGUGUGACUGAUUGUGGCAAAAAUUAAUUUAAUUUGAUUAAUCGCGAUCAAAUAUUGUAAUCGAUUUUACACAUCUCAUUAGGUUAAUGUUUAGUUGACAACCUUCAUUUUUUAAGCUCCAUUAUUGAUUAAUUAUUGGUGACUGGCCCACAUCUUGGUGAAUUUUGGGUUAUUAUAGAUAAAAACGUAUUUCUAUCUGCGAUUAAAUGCGAUUAUUUCUGAGUGUGAUUGACUGUGGCAAAAGUGAUCAAUCGUGAUCAAAUAUUGUAAUCGAUUUUACAUAUCUCAUUAGGUUUUGGUUGCUAGCAGUGUAAAAAUGAAAAUAUAUCAUCUGUAUUAAGAUGUUGAAUGUUUAGUUGACGACCCACCAAAGAUGGGGAACACAAACCUUUGUCAUUUCGGCCGUUUGCACCAAUUUGUUCUUACUUCCUGCAUACAUCAUCUGCUGCUCAGGCCUGCAACCUGUACAGACACCACAUGAGGCAUAACUGUACUGGAUUUGACUCCAUUCUACUGUACGCUACGGUACCGACCUACUGGGCUGGAGAAGAUGAAGCAUAGCGGAAAUCAAAAAAAGAAAGGAAUGCUUGUAGUCGUUUUGGCCAAAGGAUAUCUGGGCUGUCUCUCCGGGAGUUCGUCCUUCAGGAGUAUCGCUCUCGCCCCUUACCUCGUGCUCUUCGUCAAGAACCACAAGAUGACAACAAAGGAAAACAUGAGUGAUCAUGUUCCACAUAAGGAUUGCGAUGCCAUCUACUGUAUGGAGUUAGAACAACAAGCUACAUUCACUGACACACAGACUCCUCCCAGCCGAGAUCUGCCAGAUGAAGGAGAAGAUGGGGAAGCUGUGCACAGCAAGAAAACGGACCUGCAGAACAUUACGGCUUGGCUCUUCCUGUGGAAAUAGUCCAACAUUUUACAGCUUGAGACUGAAAAAAAAAAAGUUAAUUCUGGACGACCGCUGUCCCUUUUUUGGUCCAGAGGAGGACUUCUUUACCGGAGCGACAGAAACAGAAACAAGAAGCGCCGUCAGCACGAGAUCCGCACCGGAAGCGCUUGCAGUUCCGCACAUGCGCAAGUCGACAUCUCUGCCUCAGUUCGCAAAAUUUUGCGACGGCCCACUUGUCCACGUAGAGAGAAGACUAUUGCUAUUUUGUUUUGACCUGUCAUGCGAUGACAUUUGUCUGCUUGUAUCCAAACAUUCCACUUUCACCUUCACUACUUCAACCUCGGAGAUAGCGUGGUGUUCGGGGACGUUUUGACAUUCGGACUUGGUUUAAAGACGGCAGGUGAGGUAUUGAAGAGCUGGAUGGUGUGGAAUGAAGGAAGUCCUGUAGCGUUCACUGCCGAGUCCAAAAUGUCUUGGUUUGCCGAGUUUGCUGGCAAAGCCGAAGACUUCCUGAAUAAAGUGGACCAGGGAGCUGCCACUGCCUUGAGCAAAAAUCAGGAUAAAACACCCCCCCUCACUUCAUUCUACGAAGGAGACGCAUCAGGCCAUCCUGAAUACAAACCAGAGGCUUUUAAUAUGAGCAGCGGCGCUUCUCACCAGGCGUCAAGCUACAUCUCUGCAGCAGCAGGCAACAUUAAGAAGUCCGCUUCUGCUCCGAUGGCUGCUUCGGUCAGCAUGUCCAGCGCCCCCUCUGGUAAGCAGGCAUCAAGCGGCACGUCCAAGGGCUCCUCCUCCGGCUUUGUCAAGCGCAAAAAGAGCGAGCGUGAUGUGGACGACGAUAUGCUCUUUGACUUCUUGAACAGCUCCGAGCCGCCGGUCCCCGCCAGGCGCGACUCGAACUGGGAGUCCGUCAAAGCGCCAGCGCCGAGCCAGCUCGCCGAAGCUAAAAACCAAACUCCUCCUCCCACCACCAUCCCCUCGCUCCCAUCCACGCCCCCCUCCACACGAGGAGUGUCUCGGGCCUCCAGCCUCAGCUCGCUGUCGUCUCACAGCAUGAAAGCAUCUGAGGAGAGCUCUGCUAAACAGCAAAGUCAAGUCAGCCCGGACUCAUCUGAGGCCUGCACCUCGGCCGUGGCUGCCCCUCAGGAGUCAAGUCGGCAGGAGUCCGGUCCGCCAGAGGAGCCUCAUGGCCCGGUUCUGUCCAGCCUGCGUCUGGAGAACCAACUCCUGCGCAGUGAGGUGGCCUCACUCAACCAGGAAAUGGCCUCGGUCAUCCAGAGAUCAAAAGACUUUCAAGAAGAACUCAACCACGCCCGUCUGCGUGCCGACAAGUGGAACGCCGAGCAGGCUCAGGGCGACCGUGCGCUGCGAGGACUUCGCUCGCAAGUGGACGACCUGAACGAAGCGCUCGCCGCCAAAGACGGUCAACUCGCUGUCCUCAAAGUCCGACUGGACGAGGCCGACCAGCUGCUGAGGAGCCGCAGCGCCGCUCUGGAGGAAGCGCAGAAGGAAAAGUCCAGGAUUUUGGAGGACCACACCGAAGGGAGCAGCAUGCAGUCUCUAGCGCUCCAGAGCCUGCAGGAGAGGCUGCGUGAGGCUGAGCAGGCCCACAGGAGGGAAGAGGACGGCUUUCGGCAGAUGCAGAGCGACUUUUCCAGCCGCCUGUCCCGCCUGGAGUCCGAGAGGCAAACGCUGGCAGAGGCGGUGACGGCAGCAGAGAAGAGAUUGGCAGAGGAGAAGCUGCGCGCAGACAGCCUUCAUCAGCAACUGAGGAGCGCCAAAGCGGCAGCGGACACCGCCAAGCAGGACCUCCACGAUUACAAGCACAAAGCCUCACGCAUCUUGCAAUCUAAAGAGAAGCUCAUCAGCAGCCUGAAGGAGGGCUCGGGCCUGGACGCUCUGGACGGCAGCGGGGCGGCAGCUCUGGAAGUGGAGGAGCUGCGUCACGAGAAGGAGCUGCAAAGGGAGGAGAUCCACAAACUCCAGGGUCAAGUGCACUCGCUGCGCGCAGACUUACAGGAUCUGGAAAGUCAGUCGCUGGCCGAGGCAGAAACGUGGCGAGAGCAGGCGCUGCAGUUGGAGGAGCAGCAGACUUCGCUCAGCAGCAUCAAGCAGGAGCUGGAAGCGGAAGUGGAGCGCCUCAAACAGGAGCUGCAGUAUGUGGAGGAAGAGCAGCAUCGCGUUAAAAGUACCCUGCAGAGCCGGGUUCAAGACAGAGAAGAUGAAAUACAGAAACUCAGGAACCAGUUGACCAACAAGACCUUGAGCAGCAGUAGCCAAACGGAGCUGGAGAAGCGUCUGCACCAGCUGACCGAGACCUUGAUCCAGAAACAGACCAUGCUGGAAGCUCUGGGCACCGAGAAAAGCUCACUGGUCUUCCAACUGGAGCGUCUGGAGCAGCAGAUGAAGAACAGCCAAGGGGGUCCGACCGGGGGAGGAGCAGCCAUCAACAUGAGUGCCGUGGAGGGAGCAGGAACAAGACCAAGAAACAUUCCGGUCCUUUUCAGCAACCAAGAGAGUCGGGGAAUGUACGGCAAAGUGCAGAAGGCAGCCAGUACCAUUGACCGUUUCAGCAUCAGACUGGGGAUCUUCUUGAGGCGCUACCCCAUGGCCCGAGUGUUUGUCAUCUUGUACAUGAACGUUUGUGUUUGUUUGUUUGUUUACACAGGCCGUGCUGCACGUGUGGGUGAUGAUUGUGCUUCUCACCUACUCGCCAGAAAUGCAUCACGCACACCCCGACGGAAGCUAGCUGCAAAUGUUUUGCACAUAUAUCAGCGUAAGACACUAUUUUUCUCCCCAAAAUACCAAGAAAAUACAACCGACAGAGACAUGAAAGGACGAUUAUGUCAUGACCCGGGUGUUACAAUAAACAACUAGUCUGCUUCAUCUUCAGAGAUUGUAUUUAACUAUGUAAAGCUGUUAUUUUAAUAAAUGACUUGGAAAAAAAAACAUA